Molecule: messenger RNA, 2109 nt
Organism: Eimeria mitis
Lineage: Eukaryota; Apicomplexa; Conoidasida; Eucoccidiorida; Eimeriidae
Exons: 12
Coding region: 1-2109 (702 amino acids)
Molecular function (GO): protein binding
Source: RefSeq, a predicted model, not a curated record
AUGAAUAUCGCAAGAGGAGAAUUGGUGGUAGUAGACUCCACUGGUGGCCGCAUCAGCACCAUUCAUCUAACCACAGGAGUUCUUACUGACAUUAAAACAGGAGUUACCCAACCAGAAGGCGUAGCAGUAUCUGACGAUGGAAAUACGCUUUAUGUGUCGCAGUCUGCUGCUGGCAAGGUCGUGGCAAUCAACUUGAACGAAAAAACUGAAAGUGAUCUCGUAAGCGGCUUGUCCUCCCCGGCGGGAUUGUGCCUUUCUCUCGAUGGCGCGACACUUUAUGUUGCUGAAGCAGCUGCGAACAAAGUAUCGUCCAUUAACAUACGGACCCAAACAAAAACGGAUGUUGUAGGACAAGGAGCCACAGCGGACAUAGAACUGAACAACCCGCGUGCUGUCGCCGUUUCCCUAGACGGCGAGAUUUACGUCGCCGACGGCAACAGCGGGAACUCUAGACCGACAUUGUUUCUAGCAGACUCCACAAAGCACAUAAUCUGGAAGCUGGACUUGCAAACCCACCGCCUAGAGCAAAUAUUGGGAACAGGAACUAAAGGCUUCACUGGCGAUGGAAGAAUCAUCCCAGCCCCAGAGGCCGCUAUCGACAGCCCCACAGGAGUUGCAGUCGCCGAUCAGGGACAAGGACAGCCUGAAGUAACUGGGCGGUGCGCUGACGGCUACUACUGUCCUGAGGGGAGUGCCAAGACCAAUGCGGUGGCAUGCCCGCCGGGUCACUUCUGCAAGGCGCUUGAAAGUAAGAGUGUGCAGGUGAAGCCGGUGCAGGCAGCAGCAGCAUCAACAUCAGCACCAGCAGAACCGGAUUGUCCUUUGUUGAGGGCUUCCCCGAAAAUGCUGAGACGGCGAACUUCGCUGGGAAUCCUCUCUUCAUUCUCAGUGCAUUACUUCCACUCGGCUUCAUCAACCUACGUCGAGCUGUUCUCCGUGACAUCAAACAAGGAAUCUACGUACUCUCUCAAUUUUGGAGAGGUGGCUACUAGAAAGAUCAUGCUCACAACAUCGGAUUCCCAAGUUUAUCUGUCGGAAAUUCAGGUUUCUGGAACUAGUUCGCCUGGCCCCGCCGCUCCUACCCCUUGCCCUAAGGGCUGGUAUCAGGAUUUGAAGGCUCAAACAGCAUGCAAGAUAUGCCCUGAGGGAUAUUUUUGCGAGGACAGCACAGUUACGCCGUCAUCGAAGUGUCCCCCGGGUUACUACUGCCCCAAGGGGUCGUACAAUGGGCAUGAAUACCCAUGCCCCCUGGGAACUUACAAUAAACUAGGAGGUGCCAAAGGAGCGUCAGAAUGCCUGCCUUGUCCCGUAGGAAAAUACUGUGGCUCGCGCGGCCUAGAGGAACCAACAGGAGAAUGCUUAGCUGGCUAUUACUGCAAAGGUGGGGCGUGGUCGCCUGCUCCUCACCCCGAUGAGAAAAAUCCAGACGGAAUUCCCGGAUCAGCAGGCAGCCUAUGCCCGAUUGGCUACUACUGCCAAGAAGGAGCAGAGUCUCCAGAACCCUGCCAAGAGGGGACGAGCUCGUCAGUUGCCGGAGGCAAAGCGCAAAGCGACUGCCUGCCGUGCCAGCCUGGGCAGUACUGUUCAAGCACGAUGGGGACUGGGCUUUGCGCUGAGGGGUACUACUGUUCAGGCGGCAGUACAACAGCUACACCUACGGAUAAUACCCACGGAAACGUAUGCCCAGCCGGUUACUAUUGUCCGGAAGGAUCUUAUGUUGCGCAGGUGGGUUUGUUUGCGACGAUGCCGGGCUCGCUCGCCCUUCUGCACUAUGUCCUAGUGGCUUCGUCUGUGCCAGUGGAGCUCGCACGGAUCUACUGCCGCUACAUGUAUUUGGCGAGGACAGCGACGAAUACGGGUUGUGUCCCAUUGGUCACUACUGCCCAUCUGGGUCCUCUACGCCGACACCUUGUGCUCGUGGGACCUUCCAGGUGCGAGUUUCCCUUCUAUACUCCCCCCGCAUCUCUCCUUUUCGGUGCGAAAAAUCUCAUAAAGCUCCGCCAUGAAGCUCUUAGCAUGCUCUGGUCAUUGCCUUGGCUUAGGAUGGAGUUGGUGCACUGGACUGCAAAGCCUGUAGUCCAGGAUAUGCAUGCACAAAAGAAGGCCUAA